GAGUUUCGAUCAGUUGGGGCCAUGAUCGGGUUGCGGGCAGGGCUUAGCAGCGCAAGUGGCCUUUGGGUUGGCAAACUUUUGUGCCAUGGAUGUGUGUACUAUGAAACCGUGAGCAGCACAUACAUCUUGAGUCUUGGGUUCCAUGCAGCCGGUGGGCUGAGCUGGGAAAUUACUCCUGUGGGCCCCACUGAUUCAAGUGGCAAACAUGAGUUUUUCCGCCUGACUCCAGCUUGCUUUUCCCUGGAAGAUUCCCGUGCUUACCUGCAAUGCUUUGCCACAACAAAACUGUGGUCACCGUCACAUGGAGAGAAUGAGGAAGAGUACGCAGCUGUACCAACAACAGUAUGUUGCCCCUGGGAGGCACCAGAUGGUGGGCAUGGAGUUCUUUUGCGACGGACUGGUCCAAACGAACCACUGGUCCCGUUCUGGCUGAAAUUUGGAGAAGUGGAUGUGAAGCAAGAUUUGUCAAAGCUUGUGAAGCAUAUUGUACUGAUCAGCAAAGUCAAGGUUGUCCGGCACAAAGAAAAGACUGCUUGAUUACGGUCCCAACUGUUCAGCUUGAUCGGCCACUAUUUCCCAGAUUUGCCAGAGAACAAGAAAGAGGAUCAAAUUCUUCGUUGGGUUCCCCCUGUUGGAAAAGAUGCCCCGGUGACAGCCAGCCCAGGUGGAUUUUACGUUUCAUACUUGGGGGACGUGCUUCAAAAACUACAUACAGAAGAAGAUGGCAAAGACUUUC
Messenger RNA from Cladocopium goreaui, 736 nucleotides. NCBI's taxonomy places the organism in Eukaryota, Dinophyceae, Suessiales, Symbiodiniaceae. The record is from the annotation of a GenBank genome assembly.